Molecule: messenger RNA, 1209 nt
Organism: Schistosoma turkestanicum
Lineage: Eukaryota; Metazoa; Platyhelminthes; Trematoda; Strigeidida; Schistosomatidae
Source: the annotation of a GenBank genome assembly
CUAAUUAUCAGUCAUUAUCCGAAAAAAGAUAGACGAAUGUACAUUGAUUAAAAUAGAACACCAAAAAUGAGGAAGUUAUAAUGAUUUGAAAACAGACGUACUACUUUAAUGUUUAAAUUGAAAUUAUUACUACACAUAGACGAACCUAUACCACUGACAUACUCAAAGUUCACCUGUACUUAUGUAUAAUUGUGACAAUUUAUGUUGUUCACAUGUGAUUGACUAGUUUGACACUAAAGGGAACUUAUCAUAAAAAAGAGAGAAUACUGGAUAUUAUUUCACAAACAAGGAAAACAAGGAGCUACUUUCAAUGGAUGAUCGAGAGCAACCGCAUGCAGAAGUUGUAUUCAUGGGAGAAGCACGAGUAGGAAAGACAGCUUUAGUUAAUCGAAUAAUCAAAGGAUCAAGUUAUUUUUUAUGGAACGACAACUAUGAACCUACCAUUGAGGAUUCAUUUGUCAGAGAAUUUAUAGUUGGGGGAAGGUUAUGCAGGUUGAGACUUAUUGACACUGCUGGCGGUUACAUGUUUCCAGCAAUGAGCAGACUAUGGCAACGAAGAGCUUCCGCGUUUGUAUUAGUUUGUGCCAGAGAUAACCCAACAAGUCUAGACAGGAUACGAACAAUUUUGAAAGAAAUUCAAGAUGAAAGACAAGAAAACUACAGAAAAUUGAUAACAGUGAUAGUUGUCAACAAAAGUGACAUUAGGGAAAGUGAAUGGCUGGUAAAAGAUGAAGACGUUGAACAACUAGCAGAUGACUUACAAAUACCUUUUAGUUCGAUUGUUACUGCAUCAGCUCGUGAUAAUUACGGUAUGAUUGAAAUUUUAAAAGUACUAUGGGAACAAAAUCAAGCAGCUGGAGAGAAUAGAAUUUUAUUCGACUUCUUGUCUUCUAAGUCUGACCAGGCUGAUCAGAGAAGACGAGCAAGUGCAUUUGCUGUACUUUUUGGGAAUUCAUCAUCUAAAGGCGCAACAGUUAUUCACAUAGGAUACAAUAAACGUCCUAGGCAUUCUGAUGCACAGGAAAGAAAUAACCUGGCACUUGACACAAACGCUAAGUUACAAGAUAUAAAUUCACCUGGAAUAGGAUUUAUUAGAAAGCUAGGGCGACUAAGUCUUGGUGGACAUCGCAAAAAUAAACGAGACAAAGCAGGCCAAGAACCUUCUAUUAUUAAACUAGACUGUGUUGUAUCUUAAAAAUCCUAUUGUAA